Messenger RNA from Saitoella complicata NRRL Y-17804, 3744 nucleotides. RefSeq lists its product as uncharacterized. NCBI's taxonomy places the organism in Eukaryota, Fungi, Ascomycota, Saitoellomycetes, Saitoellales, Saitoellaceae. The record is from RefSeq and is a predicted model, not a curated record. Bases 1 to 3744 code for a protein of 1247 amino acids. The transcript has 3 exons.
AUGGACUCUUAUCCAAGGGAGUACACCGAACAUCUCCGCCCUCUCGUCCUCGUCGCAGGUCUCACCCCACCAGCAACCGAUCGCCCAUCAUCUCCCAAUGCCACUCCUUCCUCCUCACCACCACGGGACCGUCGUCCAUCCAUGCCUGUCUCUCCACAGAAUUCCUCGGCGUAUCUGACGCCUCCACGACCGGAUCAGCUGAGGAGACGUGGAUCUGUGUGGUCGCCUAUGCCGCCUAUUGAUCAGGAAUUGGCGAAACAGUUGCUUGGGUACUUGACCGUGCGGAGUGGUUCGAAUGUCUGGGAGGCUAGUGCGAUGGAUGUCAGUGCUGGGACGAAGUAUGUCGAAGGAUUGUUUAGGGUGUUGCCGGUGGAGAGGGCGUAUCGACUUCCGGCAAAAAAGGCUCGGCCGGCACCGUCGCCGCUUUCGAGUUUUAGGUCGUCGUCACCUUCUGGUCGGCCUCGGACACGCUCGCCAUCGCCCGUCAAGCCGAGCACUGAUCCGCUUCAUUCGCCUGCGCCUCCAGCACCCAUCAACCCUGCCAACCUUCACUCUCCACUUUCACCGCUCACGCCAGGUAGCCCUCUCUUUCCCGACGGUCUAGUCACUCCACGCUGGGUCGCAAAGUACGCCCGUCGCCUACCUUCCGCCUUCGUCGGCUUCUACGAGAUAUACACAGGCGACGACGAACAAACGAAAGCUCUGAAAGAUCAAGAGCUUGUCAAAGAAUUAACAGAACUUAAACGUGCCUUCGCCGACCGCGGAAUCAAAUUCGUCGCAGUCGUAACAAGCAAGAAAACCACCGGCGAAGCCCUCGACCUAGAUACGCGGCUUAACAACCUCCGUCGCGCCGCGCAACUGGACGCACGCACCGGUCUUUUAUUCUUAGGCCCCAGCAGUGCGGUGGAGCUGAGGGGCUUUGUUGCGAAUCUGCAGGAAGUACUCUAUCCCACCGCCGUAGAGUUCUACAACGACAUCCUCAAACACGCCCGCAAGAAAUCCCGAAACCGCGGCUCCAGCCCCGCAGAAUCCCUCCGCUGGUCCCUUCGCACGGACUUCAAAGUCGGUGUCAUGGCCGAAUUCCUCCAAAACAUCGAACUUGCAGACCGAAAUUACCGAAGUGCGUACAUGACUCUCCUCGAAAUGUUCAACAAUACGUCGAUAUUACCGCCCCGCUCACAGCGCUGGAUCGAAGCGAGACUUUUGUCAGAUUCGCUGAAUUUGAAGAUCUGUAAGAUGUGCUUGUAUCUGGAUUUACCAGCGGACGCGAUGAAGACCUUCAACCAACACAUCGCGCACACAGCACGGCUCUCGUCCACGCACUGGUCCCCCUCCACCGGUAUCGAUACACCGGAAUGGUACUCCUGGCUCGCACGCCAACGCCGCGCAUUCGGUGACCUCGUCGUCCUCGCAGAAGGCUCUGGGUUCGAUUUUCGGAGUUUGGAGGUGUGGAAACCUACUGUGCCGGGGCCGGGGGUUCAGGUUGGGGGAUGGAGGAGGGGGGAGGUUGUUAGGCAUGCGGGGUAUGAGUAUUGGGAGGCGGUGGAGUGUAUGAAGGUUAGGAAGAUCAAGAUGAAGGAGGCCAUGGCACGAGAAAAACGGGCUGUGGGUGAGGAGGGCGGAGAGGGGAAGGAAGGUGAUGAGGCGGGGGUUGAUGUCGAUAAGGUUAUUGGGGAGAUAACGAGGGAGGCGUUGGAGCAGUUUAGGCAUCAUGGGGAUAUGAGGAUGGUGCUCUACCUCUCGCAAGAACUUGCCCAGACGAAUUUUGAGGCGGGGAAUUAUGAUAUUGCGUUGACAUACGCGAAGAAGCUCGUGGCCGAGUACCGGAGAGAGGAGUGGACGACCUUAUUGGAGGGUGCGCUAAGGACUUGCUUGGCGUGUGCGCAAGAACUUGGGAAUCAUGAGGAUAUCAUGAGGUUCUCUUGGGAGUUGCUCUCGAAGGACUUCAAGGGUGACGAAGCAUCCUCUAAUGCAUUCUUCGCCGAAACCAGGGAUCUUGCGGCAGCUGAAGACGGCAAACCGUUGGUUCUCGACAGCUCGGGAUCGACGGCGCCGAUACAUAUGUCGUUUGUGUUCAACCCGCCCAUGACGUCGGUGACGAUGCCGAUCGUGUUUCAGGUUACGUUGGAGUAUAAUGUUCAUCCUUCGACACCCCCGUUGUCGCUCAAGUCUUGCGAGUUGCUGUUUGACGGGAUAUAUAGGCCUGUGCAUCUCGAGCAUAACGCGAAUGAGGAAGCAUCGAAGGCCGGCUCGCUUGUGCUAUUAAAGUUGGAAGAUGAUGGAGAUAUCCUCAGGGCAAGCGGGGAUCUUUCGUUCCAGCCGGGUGAGAAGAAAACCUUUCAGAUGGUCAAGCUCGCUAAACACGAAGGGGUCGUCAACGUCCGCUCUGGUCUCCUCCAUCUGGACAGUCCCGGCGCACGACCCAUCGAAAUCACUUGUGACCUCUCCAGUCCGGACAAACGUCACAAGUUUCUCUGGCUCGAAGAAACGAACAACCGUCAGCGCUCGAGGGAGUUGCAUUUGGAUAACCCGAGGUCUUGUACAGUCCUCCAGAAACCGGCGAAGUUACAGAUCCAGACGGACUUCAAGGGUCUUGCGUACUGCGGCGAGGCAUUCCCUCUGAUUUUGACCGUGAUGAAUGAGGAGGAUGAAGCCAUCCGUGCUUCAUUUCAGGUUAGUACCGCGAGUUAUGAGGGUGAUCCGCUGGAGGUUGCGGCGAAGCCUGAUGUGGAGAGUAUUGCGGCGCCUGACAGUGUUUUCGAUAUUGGAGAGGUCAAGCCUAACGAGAUUGGCUCGGGAACGUGCUACAUCUUGUGCCCUCGUAUGCGGACAGAUGCAACCGUCGAGUUCACAGUCAAAUACAGUCUCGCAUCUGACCCAGAUACCAAAAUCAGGAAGACGCUCGAGAUCAGUAUCCCAGUCAUGGAACCCUUCCAUGCAGCGUACGAUUUCUCGCCGCGGGUGAACUCGAAGUGGCCUGAACCGUUCUCUACGUCGGAUCCUUUGACGUCCUUCCUCGAGAUUGCUCAGAGUUGGGCUUUAACUUCGACUUUGUCUUCGCUGGGGUCAAUUACGAUGGAGAUUGAGGGUUUGGAGCUAGUGUUGGAGGACACGCUUGGGCCGGCGUCGGUGAAGGUGCGACAUGGACAUGGUUGUCGGUCUGAUGGGAACGAUAAUCUCGUCUGGGAUUCGUCCAUCGCUCAUAAGGCCGAGUUUGUGCUCGACUGUACAAAGGCCGAGGAUCAAGUGUAUGAAGAGUCCUUCGUGGACACCGUCAUUGCUAUACACUGGCGGCGACACCAAGAGGUUGAAAAUGCCGAGGCUCACUGGAACACGGCGUAUCUCAUGGUGCCUCGAUUGCACAUCCCUUCCUUUGAGCCCCGUGUCUUAGCAGAAACGAUUUUGUAUCCGUCAUUCCCACGAAAGCGGACAAUCAUCUGGCACCUUGAAAACCCAACCAAUCUGAUCCUCAACCUCUCCUUGUUCAUGCAUCCCAGCGAACACUUUACAUGUUCGGGAGUGAAGCACACCCAAGUUCGACUCUUGCCAUUCUCCGCUCAGACGAUCCAGCACAACGUUAUAGCACUCACCCAAGGAUGGCUGAAGCUGCCGUCGUUCAAGGUUAUUGAGGUACAGUCGGAGAGAGAAUUGAGGAUGGUUCCUGCAAGUGCGGAUAUUAGACUUGAUAGGGAAGGAGGCAUGUCUAUUCAGGUAGUAGAUGACGAAGUGGAUGAGAAAGUAUAA